Molecule: messenger RNA, 9101 nt
Organism: Mus pahari (shrew mouse)
Lineage: Eukaryota; Metazoa; Chordata; Mammalia; Rodentia; Muridae
Gene: Sestd1
Product: SEC14 and spectrin domain containing 1
Exons: 19
Coding region: 151-2241 (696 amino acids)
Source: RefSeq, a predicted model, not a curated record
CCCCGCGUCGUCCCCAACGCCCGCCAGCCCGGCCCGCGCCAGCCAGCAUUUGAAAAAUAUUGUGCUGCCUCCUUCUGCCUACUGUGUGUCUGAGGAGAGGCCUGCUGUCAUUUGAAUUGUUUGUCAGAACACCGGAGGCAAGGACGUGAAAUGGAGGCCUCGGUGAUAUUGCCCAUCCUGAAGAAGAAGCUGGCCUUCCUUUCAGGAGGAAAGGACAGACGCAGUGGACUCAUCUUGACAAUUCCGUUAUGCCUUGAACAGACAAAUAUGGAUGAGCUGAGUGUCACUUUGGAUUAUCUACUCAGCAUUCCAAGUGAGAAAUGUAAGGCCAGAGGAUUCACUGUGAUCGUGGAUGGCAGGAAGUCUCAGUGGAAUGUGGUGAAGACAGUUGUCUUAAUGCUGCAGAACGUUGUUCCAGCCGAGGUAUCCCUUGUUUGUGUAGUGAAGCCAGAUGAAUUCUGGGAUAAGAAAGUAACACACUUUUGUUUUUGGAAAGAAAAGGAUAGACUUGGCUUUGAGGUUAUUUUAGUGUCCGCCAAUAAGCUGACACGUUACAUAGAGCCAUGCCAGCUGACAGAAGACUUUGGUGGGAGCCUCACCUAUGACCAUAUGGACUGGCUGAAUAAGAGGCUGGUCUUUGAGAAGUUUACAAAGGAGUCUACGUCAUUGCUAGAUGAACUGGCUCUGAUUAACAAUGGAAGUGAUAAGGGGAAUGAGCAGGAGAAAGAAAGGUCUGUGGAUUUAAACUUUCUUCCAUCCGUUGACCCUGAGACGGUUCUUCAGACAGGGCAUGAGUUGUUAUCUGAAUUACAGCAGCGUCGAUUUAAUGGCUCCGACNGAGGGGUCUCGUGGUCUCCUAUGGAUGACGAGCUGCUGGCACAGCCGCAGGUUAUGAAGUUGCUGGACUCACUCCGGGAGCAGUACACACGCUACCAGGAAGUCUGCAGGCAGCGCAGUAAGCGCACACAGCUGGAGGAGAUCCAGCAGAAGGUGAUGCAGGUUGUGAACUGGCUUGAAGGGCCUGGGUCUGAGCAACUGAGAGCACAGUGGGGCAUUGGUGACUCCAUCAGGGCCUCCCAGGCCCUGCAACAGAAGCACGAGGAGAUCGAGAGCCAGCACAGCGAGUGGUUCGCAGUAUACGUGGAGCUUAACCAGCAGAUUGCAGCACUCUUAAACGCCGGAGAUGAGGAAGAUCUUGUGGAGUUGAAGUCUCUACAGCAACAGCUUAGCGACGNUUGCUAUCGACAGGCCAGUCAGCUAGAAUUUAGGCAAAACCUCCUGCAGGCAGCUUUGGAAUUUCAUGGUGUGGCCCAAGAUUUGUCUCAGCAGUUGGACGGCUUAUUAGGGAUGUUGUGCGUAGACGUAGCACCAGCUGAUGGAGCAUCGAUUCAGCAAACUUUAAAACUGCUUGAAGAGAAGCUGAAAAGUGUUGAUGUAGGAUUACAAGGUUUACGAGAAAAAGGUCAAGGUCUCCUGGAUCAGAUCUCCAACCAGGCUUCCUGGGCCUAUGGAAAGGAUGUAACUAUUGAAAAUAAAGAAAACGUGGACCACAUACAAGGAGUGAUGGAAGACAUGCAACUUAGGAAACAAAGAUGUGAGGACAUGGUAGAUGUGCGGAGGCUGAAGAUGCUUCAGAUGGUGCAGUUGUUUAAAUGUGAAGAGGAUGCUUCACAGGCGGUAGAAUGGCUAAGUGAACUUCUGGAUGCCCUGCUGAAGACUCACAUCAGGCUGGGUGAUGAUGCUCAGGAAACGAAGGUUUUACUGGAAAAACACAGAAAAUUUGUCGAUGUUGCACAGAGUACUUACGACUAUGGCAGACAGCUGCUGCAGGCCACAGUUGUGCUGUGCCAGUCUCUGCGCUGUACUUCCCGAUCCUCAGGGGACACACUUCCUCGNCUGAACAGAGUGUGGAAGCAGUUUACAGUAGCAUCUGAAGAGAGAGUGCAUAGGUUGGAGAUGGCCAUUGCCUUUCACUCAAAUGCUGAAAAGAUUUUGCAAGACUGUCCAGAAGAGCCUGAAGCAAUGAAUGAUGAGGAACAGUUUGAGGAAAUUGAAGCAAUUGGAAAAUCACUUCUGGAUAGACUCACUAUUCCUGUGGUUUACCCCGAUGGAACUGAACAAUAUUUUGGGAGUCCAAGUGACAUGGCUUCUACUGCAGAACACAUCAGAGACAGAAUGAAACUGGUCAGUCUCAAAAGGCAGCAGCUGAGACAUCCUGAAUUGGUGACCACGGAGAGCUAAUGUCCCCAGCUCCCACAGAUCUGCAGGUCAUGCACCCAUACUUCUUUGCUGCUGGCAUACUCUGGGGUUAGCCACAGCUCAUUAAGAUACAUUUCACAGCAGGAUAAGCCUCCUUUCUUCCCACAACACAUGUCUCUCUCUAAAUGCUAACAUUUCUCCACUACCAAGGCAUAANCACAACAUGCUUUGAGACUGUAGACUCCUGGUAUCAUAAAAGAAGGAACUGUAUCCACCACACUGAGUCCUUGCUUUCACGCUGUACCUGACUUGUCAGUUUGUAGGCAAAAAACCAAUACUAAGCUUUGAAUGGUGCUAAUCAGAGUUUAGGAAUUCUCUAUAAAAUAUGGCUGCCCUUCCUCCCCAGGUGAUGUAGGAUAUUUAGACCAUAGUUAGACUGUUAGUGAAUAGUGGUGUCCUCAAANUUUUACUUUGUAAUUCUUCAAAAUUGAUUAUUUUUAUUGUCUAUAUGAAGAAAACCCUUCAGAUCUUUGAUAUAUCAUAUUCAUUGAAAGACAUUUUCCUAUUGUAUUCAUAAUGUAUUAAAAGUUGUUUGUGCUUAAUAAAAAUCUUCUUUAAACAUCUUAUUUAAUUUGGUAGUUACAUCCUGAUUCUUAACACGAGUGCCUUACUAAGGGGCAUUCUUAGGAUUGUAAGGCGGGUUAAUCAUUGUUUUUGAUGGUGGCUGCAUGUAUUUUAGGCAAGAAUUUCAUAUGUAUGCAUGUGUAUAUAAUAAAAAACAAGCAUGUUUAUUGUGAAGAACAAUUUAGACCAUUGAGAACAUAAUAAUAGAAUACUAUUUUAAACUUUUCUCUUGAAAAAUGGUGUCCAGAAUAUUAACUACCCUGAAGACACUUUGUCUGUGGGGAAGGAGGGCUAAAGAUGAAGGUAUGCAUACUUACUCAAUGUAAUCUUUUGUAUCACAGCAAUCACUCUGGAACUAAAGCAGAAAUUGUUAAUAAUAUUUAAUAUCUCAUGGUAUUAGAGGCAAAAAUCAUCCUGAAGUAUAGUCACAAAAACUGUAUAGAUCUUUAGAAAUAAAAUUUGUCAUAAAAUGGUAAUGCUUUUAUGUUUGUAUUAAGUUAUAAAGUGUAUAUAAUUUAACAUUGUGUUAAUUUUAAUUUUAGAAUAUAUUUUAAGGUGAAAAUAACUGGGCUUAUCAGUACAAAAUUAUGCAAAGAAUUGUAUGCUGGUUUAUUUUUCUGGUCUGUAAAGACGAUCGCAUACCUUCCUGUGCUAAAGCCAGUUUCUCCAGCCUUCUUCUCUGCCAGCCUUGAUGAAUUUCAUCGCUCCUCAUCCGUCACUCUGUGACACCGUUCAGUCAGCUUUACACCUCACUUUAUAGGACACGGCCCUUUUGAAAGUCAGCCAUACUCUUCUGGUUACCGAGUUGAAUGUUUCUGCUCUCUGACACGUCAGCUCCCUUUCUCUCCGUUUCUGUCUCUCUCCCGAGCAGUGUUCCAUCCCUCAAUGGUGCUCUCUCCUGCCAUGUGAGGGCGUGGUUUAGGUCUGUUGCACAUGCGCACUGUGCUGCUGUCCUCAGCUCUGGCUCAUGAGGCAUCUCAUCGCUAGUCCUGCGUUUCAGUCUGAUCCGAAAUGUAGCGUUCAGCUGACUUCCUGUCCUCUCCACCCAAAUGAAAGCAUAUCCUACUUGCCUUUUCCUCCUGGAGUAGUUUUGAUUAAUGGUGCCAACAAUGUCCAGGGCAAACCUCAGCUGCUCCCCAUGUCUUCUUACACUGCCUCUGAGACCAUCCAGAAGUCCUCUCUAUACUUGAUAACCUCCUGCAGGGUUCUCCUCCUGUGCAUAGGAGCUCCUGGGAUUCUUUCUUCAGUCUUCAUGACGGUGCUAACCUUUUCCUCUUACGUCAUAAGGUCCUCUUGGGGGCUGACUCUUGUCCCACAUGUCUUGUGCCUAGACCUUUCCUCGUGUGUAACAUGCUCGGUCCUACACCUGUGUUCCUUUGUAAGCAUUAGUAAUAAUCUCUCCACUACUGUAGUCUGAGGUCUAUUUAAACUGUUUUUGUUUUUUUUUUCUUCUAGAGUUAGGACUGACUUGUAAAUCUGUUUCCAUGGAAUGUGUCUGAUGUUUUUAGAUCCUUAGACGUUAACUCUUAGAUGUUUGUUUAUAUUCAGUAUUGAUUUCUUUUUACUGAGUUUCAGCAUCGUCAGUAUCUUUAUUUGACUUGGUAAUUGUGUGCCAUCAGCUCAUGGAUGCAUAAUUUCAAUUUAAUUUUCAUAUAUCUUAAGCCCUCUUCCCUGCAAAAAGUGGAGUAAGACAAAACAUGGAAAUACCAUGUAUGAUUUGAAAGUUAAAUGGAACUAGAUACACAGAAUGAACAUAGUCACUCUUCUUUGGCAAAUGUGGACCCCUUUUCUCUGGGUUUAUCUUUAUAGAUACACAAGAGUUAUGAAUAAAAUCCCAGCAAUGCCCCAAACUGACUUUCCUCAUGUGGUCACAGUUCACUUAAAGGACACAUGAAGGAGGUGACUUCAGUUUGUGUGAAAUCUCAGGCCUUUGUUAUAUUAAUACUGACAUUGACCUACAAAUGUCAUUAAAAAGAAAUACUUCCUUCUUACUGGUUCAAUUAUUUUAACCCUUCUAGACCUUGACUGACACGUUAGCUAGGUAAAUUUUGUGUCUGGCUUCUUUUUUUUUUUUUUUUCUUUUUUUGCCUGUGCCUAUCUUUGUGCCUGUGUAAACUCAGCAGACUAUGGCAAUUUGAUGUCUUCUCUUAGUGCAUAUCUGACUCGGCAGAGCUGUGAUGCAAAGACGAUAACUUCCUUUGAGACCAGUUUGGCUGCAUUCCCAGUUCUCAUCGUUCUGACCUUAUUUUACAGGGGAGUCAUUAGUGAUUUUGGUGAGAGCUCAUCCUGUUAGCUUCCAUUCAGUACAGGAGAGUGGGCUGCAUCUCGUCCUUCACUGGGAUUUAAAGUGGCUUGUGGAUGUUAUCUACUCAGAAUGUGUCUGUCACUGCAUUACUCCCAGUUGAUAGAUGGUAUGCUGUUAGUAUUGUGACCCAUUCUCAGUGAGAAGAUGACAGGUUGCUAAGCAAAUCUUAUUUUCUCUUCUAAACCCCUUUGCAUGCCGUGGUAUGAUUGCAAGGUUGGGCGAAUGCAUCCCACUGCACAGGAUACUUUGGUAGGGACCAUCAGCCUUCUUUUAUAUGCUAGAAGUACUUGUCAGAAGAAAUUGUGUGUUCUUAUGCACAUCUCCCAUCCUACCUAAAGUACACUGAGUCUUAAAAAAAAAAAAUAGGAUGGCGGCUACGAACUAAAGAUACAGUGGCUGAUGCAAUGCUGUAGCUCUUGGGUUGUAGAGAAGGUGUAGGCUAAAAUACACAUCCAUAAAUAGGCUGUUAUCCACAGCAAAACUUGUGCAAUGGUGCUGUCUUUGAUUAUGCACCCAAAGGAAAAUCUCUCCAGAAUUAAAAAAGAUGGCAUGAAGAAAGCCAAACAGCACCAGUGUAAACUUUCAAUGCUAGACAUAAACAUUGUUGGUUGAGAGCAGAAAGUCUUUUCCUAUAUGCAGCCAGUAAAUGUCUUGGUGAGACAAAGUGGAUACCAUUUGACACUCCUUGAUUUCUCAGAAUCACUUUAUGUCAGUGAAUAUCCCCGAGACUCUAAAAUAUGAAAUGCACAAUUCAUUAAUUUUAAUAACAAAUUGUAAUAAUUUACGGAAGUAUUGAAAACUAAAGGGGCAUAUACAGUGGACGGUAUCAUUGCUAUAAUCUUUUCCAGAGUAGAAAAUCGUGUUCUUUAAUCUUGCUCUGUCUCAAGUGACAUUCAUGGAGUGGAAGAGAGGACACACUGUUUAUCCUCUCUGCUCCGUACCCCCUUCUUCACCCCUACCCCUUAUCCUUACCCCUCACCCCUACUCGCACCCCUACCCCAACUCCCAAAGCCCUACCCCCUUCAUCCCUACUCUCUUCACCUCUACCCCCAUCCCACCAGUGGAUAAGGGAAUGCACUUUCAGAUUACAUCCUGAGGGUGGAACUGGUGCCCUCAUCAGUAUAAUGAAGCUUUAAAGCUGACAAAUUCCCUGCUGUGGAAAGAUGAUAGAACAGUAAGAUAGACGACAAGACAUAUAGCAUCUGUGUUGGGUUUGACAGGGCACGAGGCAACUCCAUUUACUCCACUAGUUAGCAAGCCAAAGAAAGGCAUGGUUGGAGUGUAGCGAGAAAGGAACAAGCUAUAGAACAAGAGCAUACACCUGAGGAUAUUUGUAGGAUCUCCCAAUCCCGAGGUAGACAUGACUUGAGACAACCAUUAGUGCUGGCUUUGGUUAGAGAAGAGGCAGCCUGACAGACUCAGGCAGCAGUGGUGCUGGGGAAAGACUGGUCCUGUAAUUGAGCUUAGAUGCGAAGCUUUGCCAUGGCAGCACUGGUCUGUGCUGGCGAUGUUCAGUAUGACUUAAUGCUGCAGCAGUAGUUAAAGGCUAAGGAGAAGAAACAGUAGUCUGUACACUUCAGGAAGAGGCAGAGCCUGUGCUAGGACAUGACGGUCUUCAAGAGAACAGGGGAGUCAGCACUGAAGCUAAAUAUUUUGAAUGCUGGUGAAUAAAUGUUUCAUAGAUGCAAGAUUAUUUUUCUGAGAACUCUUAAUGAGACGAGCUGCAAUAUGUAAUUCUUCUAUGUCAUGAUACAGGAAUUCCAAACAUGGCUAAAAAUAGUUACUGUCAAGUAUUAAGAGCAGAGUUGUGAGGGUUUGAAGAGAGACGUGGAACAGCGUGUCUGACAGGGCUUUGCACUCUGAGGCUGGUUCCUACUAGUCUUGAGGGGACAUCGUAAGUGUUUACAAGUCCGAUGCAGAGGCCCCAGGGUGACUGCAUAGAUCUCCCUAUAGAACUUGAAGACAGUGUCUGUCUACUGAAGGCUACAAGAUCACAUCUUUCAUGUCUUAUUUUCCUGACGGUUUUAGCUUAUGAGUUGGAGCACUAAACCAUUCUUAUGGUUGCUUUCUCAGCAGAAUGGGAAUGCAUCUUAGUUCGGGUGUUAGUCUUCACAGCCCGUGAAGUUGCCCAGGGAACUACAUCAGGGUAGAUGUAGUUCUUCAGAAUUGUGAGAGGAUCCAAGAUCACUUGGGCAGGUUUGAGUAGAUUUGGGAGCUGCAUUGCUCACCUCAGACUCUGAAGAGAAACUUCAUUUUCUAAAUUGGCACAUAGAAGUAUUUGGUCAUUAUCAUGUUGAAAGAGCAUUUGGGGUUGGGGUGGGGAGUAAAUGUUGAAACUUCUGUUUCCCGAAGUUUUAAUAUAAAAAUUUUCAGUCUAUAAAAUUUAAGAUUACUUCAACACAUCCUUACCACUGUUAGUUACCCUUGCUUUGUCACAUGCCCAUCCAUCCAUCCAUCCAGAUUAUUUUUUGAUGGAUCUGAAGCUGCAGAUCUCCGCAUGCUUUCAUCUAAAGACUUUAGCGUGUUUCUCACUAGCAAGGGCUCCAUAUUUGUUUUCUCUUGGCAUAAGAUUAUAUCCAUGGAGUGAAAAUGCACAGAACCUUCCCAUGCUCCGUUUCAUAGUUAUGUGGCAUGCUAUAGAAAGGACAUCUACCACUUUAGAAAGUUCUCCCCUUUCACUCAUCACUGUCCCCAAAUGACAUGCCCUGUUCUUCCUUCCUAUCCUAAGUUAUAUUGUUCUAUUUUAGAACUUAUUUUAAUUCACAUCACACAUCAAGGCUCCUAUACUGCCGUAAUAUUUGGGAGGUUUAUUUGUGGACUUGGUGUAUUAUUAAUUCAUCCCUAUGUUAUUGCUAAGUGGUGUCCCCAUGAUUGUAUAUUGCCACUUGUUUUCUCAGUUUCCUAUUGGCUAACCGGGCUGUUUGCAGGACUGCCAACUAUGAACAAAGCUGCAAUGGUCAUUAUUAGGAACAUAUGUAUGAAUGUAGUCAUUCAUGUGCUCGUGAGUAAAUACUUAGAAUUGCUGACUCGCAAGGUGGUUUUAAAAAGAAACUAUCACUCUUUUUCCCAGUGUGGUUGUUCUGUGCCCUGAUUUUUAUAUUUUGGAUGUGUAAAAAGUUGUAAACAAUUUUUCUGAUUCCCAUGUUGAAAUAGUAAGAGAAGUUGGGGGUAGAAAUUAUAUCACUCACAUUUGAAUGCACUAGUUGGUAUUUGAGGAAAGGGGUGCUGUCUGUCACAAAGCAGCUCCCCCAAGCGGUUCCUCAGACAUGAAAUUUUAGAAUUAGCUCCACCAUGUGAGAGGUUAGGCUCUAAACAUGCUAGUUUAUAGCUAGAAGGAACAGCACGAGCUUGAUUAUGUUGCAUUUACCACCCACUUUAAAUAAAUAAAGUAAGACACAUCACUGAGUGGCAAAGAACACUUUAUGGUGGAAGUGGAGGGGGCAGAAACAAAACCAAGAACAUACACAGGAGUCAGCUCCUGGUACCACAGCGUGAGAAAGACACCUGUGCAGGGAAGUGCCAGUGUGGUCAGGAAAGCAGACAACAGGAUGGGAAGAACUCUACCUCACAGUUUACAUAGCGGAUAGGUAUGUUUUGUAGACAUUUUAGCCUUUAAAUGUCGUAGUCUUCAUCUUUUCAGCCCAACUUUGUUAGUUUCAUACUUGGGUGAGUUUUUUCUACUGUGUAUUAUCCUCAUCUUCUGUUCAAUUAAACAAUAUCCACCUGUGAAAUUAUGGUCAUAUGUUUCCAAUACCCAUGUUCAGAUACCCGUGUGUGAUUUAUCUAACCUUUCCUGUGGGAUUUUUAAGGGCUGGGAAAUUUGGCUUCUACUGUAUAUCCUUAUAAUGUGCCCACAUUGUAAAUAUGCAAUAAAACCAUAAAAUACAAGGGCAGCAGAUUUUCAUAUGUAUUUCUUUGCCAUGUUGUUGUUUGACAAGUUUGAUUUCUGUAAAUAAAGAUUGUUCAUAAAAUC